UCUGGAUUAAAACACAACAUUAGCAAAUAUCUCAUCCACAAAUCUGGAACUCUGAGACCUUUUCUGUGUAGUUGCUGUACCUAUCGGACAACAGUCUUUGGCCUCUGGAGGAGUCAUUUUAUGAAAAAGCAUAAUGAUCUCAUCAUGGCUGCAGCUGAGACUGAAGACAAAGAUGAGAGUGAAGAGAGGUUUAAGGAGUCCUCUAAUUCAUCAGAGAAAAUGAACAGCUUGCCUGAAAUUGAUGAGCGACCUGAACUGAUUAAAGGAUCUCUGUACUUGGAGCCCCCAGAUGUGCGGCGCCAGUUAAACCACUACACCAUGAUGGCACAGAGCAGCAUCAAAUCUAAAAUGAACGUGCAACUUUCAAAAUUACCUGAGAACAGCGUGCUUCACUGUGAGUUCUGCAAUUUCAGCACUGGACACCUGUCUAGUAUCCGGCGGCACUGCCUAAAUUGGCAUGGAAAGAAAAUCCUCAGAUGUAAAGACUGCAACUUUUUCACAGGUUUAAGGAAAACUCUGGAAAUGCACAUGGAGACGGGUCACUCUACCUGCCAGUCAAAGCCUACUCAUCAGAAGGACCUCUGCUGCCCUUUCUGUCUGUACCAAACUAAGAACAAGAACAACAUGAUUGAUCACAUUGUCUUGCAUCGUGAGGAACGUGUAGUGCCAAUAGAGGUUCGUCGCCCCAAACUGUCACGUUACCCAGGCCAUCCCUAA
Messenger RNA from Haplochromis burtoni (Burton's mouthbrooder), 717 nucleotides. RefSeq names its product zinc finger protein 462. Lineage: Eukaryota; Metazoa; Chordata; Actinopteri; Cichliformes; Cichlidae. The transcript is spliced from 6 exons. The record is from RefSeq and is a predicted model, not a curated record. Bases 121 to 717 code for a protein of 198 amino acids.